Molecule: messenger RNA, 855 nt
Organism: Klebsormidium nitens
Lineage: Eukaryota; Viridiplantae; Streptophyta; Klebsormidiophyceae; Klebsormidiales; Klebsormidiaceae
Source: the annotation of a GenBank genome assembly
AGGGUUACAGAGGUAAGCAUGAUGGGUUGCAAACCAGUGCGAAAGCGUUGCAACUUUGCUGCAAGGUGGUCGCGGCAUGAGCGCCUGGCACUGAUCUUACCAUAUCUGGAGAGGCUGCUUGAGAGCCUGUAUCGAAAUUUCAAGUUUUGCGGUGCCAGUCAGGCAGCGAGCUCUAUCGGAGGACUACGACGAGAAGGCGAGACAGGAUUCAUGGGCAAGAAAUUUGCACAAACGCUUGAGCUCAAACCGGACAAAGCCCUUAUUGAUGAAUACAUAGAGUAUCACAAGUUAGUUUGGCCUGAGGUACUCCACAGUUUGAAGGAAAUUGGGAUUCUGGACAUGACAAUCUGGCUUCAUGGGAAUCGGUUAUUCAUGGUCUGCGAAGUGCCUGAAAGUUUCGAUCCUUCGAAAGACUAUCAAACUUAUACAACUGAUGCAAUUUGUCAAAAGUGGGACACUCUAAUGAAGGGCUACCAACAAAAAGUGCCAACUGCCGAAGAAGGUGAAUGGUGGGCAAGUAUGCAAGAAGUGUUCGACCUGAACACGCAACUUAAGGCCUUGAAUGCUUAGCUCCCAUGCAAAAGUUUGAGUCCAGGACUACUUUUCUGUGUAUUGCUAAACUAGGUAUAGCUAGGGCGUAGUUCAUGCAUACAUCUGCACCCUAGUACGUACUGAUAUACACGGGUGUGCCAUGUGAUGCAUCUGAUAUGCAUAAAUGCUAAAACGCAUCGUACGCAGGCCCUGGUCGAUCUCACGCAGGCUCGAUAUCUAGCUCACCGGCGGCAGCUUGCCCAAUGGCUAUAUCUGGCUCAGGGCGUUGAUGAUUGCAAGUGACUGUCCAUAUUCAGACUGGGG